Molecule: messenger RNA, 1295 nt
Organism: Leptinotarsa decemlineata (Colorado potato beetle)
Lineage: Eukaryota; Metazoa; Arthropoda; Insecta; Coleoptera; Chrysomelidae
Source: RefSeq, a predicted model, not a curated record
AGUACGCACAUGCAUAAGAACUAAGAUAAGAACUGAAAAUAUAUUGACUCCAUUUGUUUGAUUACCAAAGACUGAACAAAUACGAAUAUUCAAAGAUCAGCAUCAAAUGAAUCUGUGGAUGACACUGUGUGACUUAAAAUUAUUGUAUAACACAACAUAAAUUUCGACUAUCGACCAUAGCCUAUCGAUUGGUAUAAGUUCAGUGAAAAAAGUUGUUUUCCAUUAUUGUGAAUGUUCAACUCUGAAAGGCAGAACUAGAACAACAAUGGAUACUAUCGCAUUCAUCAACAGAACAGAAUUCGAAGAUGAUCCAUUCGCUGAGGUUGACGAUACUUCUGUGAAGGCAGAUUAUGAUGUAGGAAACGUAGCGUUCGUUCUAAUUAUAUCAAUGAUCAAACUAGCAAUAUGUUUGGCUAGCAUAUCUGCAGAUAUAUUCUUGUUAGUUGUAUUGUUUAGAUUUGGGAGGCUGUGGGAAGUUAGAAUCAAUAAGUAUAUUCUGAAUCUUGCAAUUCUGAAUAUUAUAUAUUACCUAGCCGCCCCUCUAUUUUUUAUAUUCGAACAUUUAGUCUACACUGAUUAUGUACCUACGAUAUUUUUACUGCAAACACAGACUACAAUUUUGAUUCUGUACAUAACAUUUGCUAUUGCUCUUGCUGUCGAUUGGUACUUUUCCGGUUAUGUUCCGUCUUUGAUGUAUAACUAUAAAAUUUAUUAUCACUACGUUUUUUCUGGCAUUUACGUUGUUUUCGUCAUAGAAUGGAUUUUCGCAUUCAUUUACGCGGAAAACCAUCACAUGAUUCGAAUGUCAAUUUUUUCAGUUUUCUAUGUAACGUUCCUGGUUUUGUUAGUAACCAUAAAUAUAUUGAAGUGUAGAUUGAGCCCGAAAGAGGAUACCACAAAAACGGCUCAUGCUUUAACAACAGCAAAUAUAAUAUAUGCUGCCUUUUUGCCGAUACUCAUUUAUCAUCUGAUUGUAAGACAUUCGUCGAAUAUCACUGUUCUCACAAUUGUUUUAUAUACUGAGUUCAUCCCCUCCUUGCUUGAGAUAGGUCAUCCGAUUUUGGUCGUAUACAUGCUGGGAAGAAUGAAUAAAUAUUUUAAAAUGGCAUAUAAUAAGUCUUUCAAGAGAUCUACCCGCAACUAUGGCGUAGAAGAAAAUUUGGAUGAUGUAUCAGAAGUAGGGGGUGUGAGAAACAACACAAUUCAUGUGACAGUAACUGAGGAUCAAAGAAAUGACAAGCAUCUUUUAGAGAUAUGAAGCUGACAUUACUGAUCAAUACAUUUUUUUUACUGAA